Molecule: messenger RNA, 2138 nt
Organism: Linum tenue
Lineage: Eukaryota; Viridiplantae; Streptophyta; Magnoliopsida; Malpighiales; Linaceae
Source: the annotation of a GenBank genome assembly
CAUAAUCUACGGUUCCGCCGCACGAGUCCGACUUCCUUCAUCCUCCGGCAAGCGAAGGAAAAGAAAGGCAAACGACUUCGCCGCCUCGCAGCCGGCGCUAUGCAGCUAAACACCGCCAGCUUCAGCUGGUCAGUCUGGGUCUCCUCACCACCGGCCACCCUUUCGACGGGAAACCUCACGGAAGCGAGAGCUGACUCUGGAACCCCGUUUAUCACCACCGUCCAAUGCUCGAAACGAAACACCCAAUUGGUUCGUACGGGGCUCCAGAAGCCAAUCAAGAAGACUUUAUCCAACAUUCUGAGGACCGAGGCCGCCAUUAAAGCUAUAGAGCAAAAGGCCAACUCCAACAAGCACAACACACUCUGGCCCAAGGCUGUUUUGGACGCUCUUGACGACGCAAUUAGCGACGACAGCUGGGAGUCUGCGCUUAAGAUUCUAGGGCUGCUGCGAAAGCAGCAAUGGUACGAACCCAGAAGUCGAAUCUACUCUAGAUUGAUGAUGAUGCUGGGAAGAUGUCGGCAGCCAGAGCAGGCUAGCUUGCUGUUUGAGAUGAUGCGCUGUGAUGGGCUGAAACCUACCAUAGAUGUCUAUACAGGUCUUGUCAGUGCAUAUGGCCAGAGUGGCCGUUUUCAAGAGGCAUUUUCAAUCAUUGAUGAGAUGAAAUCCGUCUGUGACUGCAAACCAGAUGUAUAUACUUACUCAGUUCUGUUAAAUAGUUGCACUAAGGUCCACAGAUUUGAUCUGAUUAGAAGAAUUCUUGAUGAGAUGUCUUACUUGGGAAUUGAAGCCAGCACCGUAACGUUUAAUACGAUCGUUGAUGGGUAUGGUAAGGCUGGUAUGUUUGCUGAGAUGGAGAAUUCAUUGGCGGAAAUGCUUGAGAAUGGCUGCUCGGUUCCAGAUGUUUUCACCUUAAAUUCUGUCGUUGGGGCAUAUGGUGGAAGUGGCCAGAUUGAGAAGAUGCAGGAGAAGUACGAUGAAUUUCAGUUAAUGGGUAUAAAUCCAGACAUCAAGACGUUUAAUAUAUUGAUCCGGUCGUAUGGGAAAGCAGGGAUGCACAAGAAGAUGAUAUCUGUUUUGAAGUUUAUGAAGAAGAGGUUCUUUAGUCCAACAAUUGUGACACAUAACGUUAUCCUUGAGACUUAUGGAAAGGGUGGUUAUAUUUAUGAGAUGGAUCAAUAUUUCAAGAAUAUGAAGCACCAAGGCGUAAAGCCUAACAGUAUCACCUAUUGUUCUCUUGUCAGUGCUUACAGCAAAGCUGGGGAUAUGAUGAAGGUUGAUUCGAUUUUGAGGCAGGUGGAGAAUUCUGAUGUACUUCUCGAUACCCCUUUCUUUAAUAGUGUCAUCAGUGCGUAUGGUCGUGCUGGAGAACUGGACAAGAUGGAAGAGUUGUUCUCUGCUAUGGAAGAGAAAAACUGCAAGGCUGAUUACAUUACUUAUGCUACCAUGAUCCAGGCCUACAAUGAUCAAGGAAUGACAAAAGCUGCAGAAAAUUUGGAGAAGAAGAUGCUUGCAGCCAGGAAAAGUUCAGGUUCAAAGCUUCUCAAGGAAUAGAGUACGAGUUAAUGAGAAGACUUAUAUUUUAUGGAAACAGCUUCACAAGUGUACAUUGUGAAUGAUUAUCUAACUGCUAUACCAGAUAUCUAUACCAUACGACAUUUGGGAAAUUGCCCUUCGAUGCAGCUGCAUUUGUGUCGGUGAUGCUGGACGAAGAACAGUAAUAGGUUGUUACAUGAGACAGAGCUUGAGCUGUGAGAAUACUUGAAUGCUGAGCAGUUCUUCUUGUAUUGAACAUAGCUAGAAGCUGCGGGACUGAUUAUGAUGCUUCUCUGUAUUCAGGUUCAUGCAGCCACGUGGACCUAAAAUAGCUGAAUUCAACCAACAGGCAGAGAAGACUGAAAGCAUGUUGGCCAGAAUAGCAGAGGAGGCUGUAGCUAGUCUCAAGGAGCUCGAACCUCAUUACUACUCUUCGUCACAGAGAGAGCACAAAAAAAAGCUUGGAGCUUUGAACUCACUAGGUGUUCAACUAUGUACCAUUCUGUAACUUUUAUAUUAGGAUCUCAACAUUUUGCUGUUUGGAUUUUGUAUAUGUUUGAUCGCAACUUUGAAACGCAAAAUGAGAAAUUCCUCUCUUCCCACCA